GAGAGAGAGAGAGAGAAAUUAAAAAGCAAGAGAAGAACUGGAGCUGCCUGAGUAGGUCUGAUAGGCUCCCCAGCUGAGAGUAAGUGGGUUACGUAGGCAAUAAGCUCUGCUCAACUUCAGCACCUACGGAAAGAUCUGUUCUGGAGGCAGCAGGGGAAAAAGCAAGUUCUCGUAAGUGGAGAAGGAAACGGAUCUCUGCCUUCCCAGGGUGUAUCUAGCUCCUGUUGGCUGGGGAACUCUUAAAUCAGAUUUGCAUCCACGAUGGACUGCUGUAAUGAAGGCGCUUGCACCAAGCUGGAUGAAGACAUCAUGGAUAUUCCCUUGGAUGACCCCAGUGCCAAUGCGGCUGCCGCCAAGAUCCAGGCCAGUUUCCGUGGUCAUAUGACUAGGAAGAAGAUCAAAGGGGGAGAGCGCAAAAACAAGGACCCCGAGUGCACGAGCAGCACUCGCGCGGGGGACCUACGCAAUGGAGAUUAAGUGUGGCUAAGAAGAAAUGGAAUGGCACAGAAGCAUCCAAGCUGGUUUCCCAUUGGUCCUCUCAACAGCACCCUUUCACUUCCAGAAGAACAAUCACCACCCCAUUGAGUCUGAUCA
This is a messenger RNA of Lacerta agilis (Sand lizard), 594 nucleotides long. It is a transcript of the gene NRGN, whose product is annotated as neurogranin. Bases 262 to 477 code for a protein of 71 amino acids. The record is from RefSeq and is a predicted model, not a curated record. Gene Ontology annotation, molecular function: calmodulin binding. The transcript is spliced from 3 exons. Lineage: Eukaryota; Metazoa; Chordata; Lepidosauria; Squamata; Lacertidae.